Piliocolobus tephrosceles (Ugandan red Colobus) is the source of this 889-nucleotide messenger RNA. Its product is annotated as zinc finger protein 561. Lineage: Eukaryota; Metazoa; Chordata; Mammalia; Primates; Cercopithecidae. The record is from RefSeq and is a predicted model, not a curated record. Gene Ontology annotation, biological process: regulation of transcription by RNA polymerase II. Gene Ontology annotation, molecular function: RNA polymerase II cis-regulatory region sequence-specific DNA binding; DNA-binding transcription activator activity, RNA polymerase II-specific. Gene Ontology annotation, cellular component: nucleus.
UGUGAAUUUCAGAAAUGUGAGAGAGCCAUCACACCUUCCUCACACCUAAAGCAAUGUGUAGCAGUUCAUACAGGAAAGAAAUCCAAAAAGACUAAGAAAUAUGGGAAAUCCGUCACUGGUUUUUCUCAAGUUUAUGCACAUGUGAAAACUCAUGAAGGAGAGAAGUCUUUUGAAUGCAAAGAAUGUGGAAGAUCCUUUAGAAAUUCCUCAUGCCUUAAUGAGCACAUUCAGAUUCACACUGGAAUAAAACCACACAAGUGUACAUACUUUAGGAAAGCCUUCACUAGAUCAACUCAACUUACUGAACAUGUAAGAACUCAUGGAAUAAAACCCUAUGAAUGUAAGGAAUGUGGCCAAGCCUUCGCUCAGUCCUCGGGCCUUUCUAUACACGUACGAAGUCACAGUGGAAAGAAACCCUAUCAGUGUGAGGAAUGUGGGAAAGCCUUCACUACAUCCACAAGCCUUAUUCAACAUACAAGAAUUCACACAGCAGAGAAGCAUUAUGAAUGUGUUGAAUGUGGGAAGACCUUCAUUACUUCUUCCCGUCGUAGUAAACAUUUGAAAACUCACAGUGGAGGAAAGCCCUUUGUAUGCAAGAUAGGUGAGAAAGCAUUUCUGUAUUCCUCACGCCUUAAUGUUCACCUGCGAACUCAUACUGGGGAGAAACCCUUCAUAUGUAAAGAAUGUGGGAAAGCAUUUGCUGUUUCCUCAUGCCUAAGCAGACAUGAAAAAAUUCACACUAGGGAGAAACCCUAUGAAUGUAAGGGUAUGAGUGUUAACAUUUAGCCCAUCAGUUGCCAUCUUUAAUUAUUGGCAAUGACACCAAAGAUUAUCAGAUUUGUCCUAAAUGCCUUGUGGAGGUUGUAAUGGCUCAUGGAUUGGCCUUAGA